Molecule: messenger RNA, 2604 nt
Organism: Cuscuta epithymum
Lineage: Eukaryota; Viridiplantae; Streptophyta; Magnoliopsida; Solanales; Convolvulaceae
Source: the annotation of a GenBank genome assembly
GAACGACCCUGAGGUAAAAGAAAGCAGAGUCUAAAUGGAUGGUUGAAAUGGAAGGGAACAAGAAAAUGGAUGGUUGAACUCUUUCCGAAUGGCCCUGCAUAAAGUACUUAUCGGCCCACUCUUUCCGGUAGUCUCUGAUCAGGUUCUCGCUAAUCCUCAACAUUCGGCCGCAGAGAAAUUGAUCGCCGACGAUACAUCAGUAUCGAAUAUAAGAAAUCGGUAAACCAAGCUUUCUGAUUUUAUAUCCUUAUAUGAGUACUUGUGCAGUUAUAUUAGCACUUGUCCAGUGAUCGGCGGCGAACGCCGUCGACCUUUCACUUUCCUGUCCAAUUUCAUGUGCAUUCGUGAUAUCGAGUCGGUCAGUCGAUGUAAGUUAUAUCCAUAGGCGAGCGAAAUUAGGGUUUAUUUGCGUUUGUGUUUGUUUAGGUAGCACAAAGAAGAAGUGAACAGGCCAGCCCUCCAAAUUGAAGAGGGAUUCCUGAUCUACAUGUUUAUCUGGCUGCGGAAUGGAUCACGGCAGCAUUUUAGAUACGGUUGGAGGUGAGAUUACCGGGGUGAUGGCUCCGGUGUCUAUUUGCAUGUUCUUGGUGGUCCUCAUUGUAUACUCCCUUUCUUCCCCCACCUCAGCCACCACCACUAUCCAGACUGCAGCAAAUCUCGUAUACCUAGAAAACCCUUCUGAUUCCACUUCUCAAAAACUGGAAGGAGCUCUCCUCAAUGCACUGGUUUUCGUUAUCCUCCUUGUGGUGGUCACCUUUCUCCUUGUGGCUCUCUAUUAUUUUCGAUUCACAAACUUUAUAAAACACUAUGUCCGCCUCUCUGUCUUCUUUGUAUUGACGUCUAUGGGCGGCUCCAUCUUCCUCUCCAUCAUCCAGCACUUCAACAUCCCCAUAGACGUAAUCACAUGUGCUUUACUCCUCUUCAACUUCAGUAUCCUUGGGGUCAUCUCCGUCUUUUCACAGGGGGUGCCCAUCCUGCUUAAUCAGAUGUACAUGGUGUCAGUUGGGAUCAUCGUUGCCGUUUGGUUCACGAAAUUGCCAGAGUGGACCACCUGGGUUUGCCUUGUGAUGUUGGCUUUGUAUGAUUUGGUUGCAGUGUUGGCCCCUGGAGGACCACUUAAGAUUCUGGUGGAGUUGUCUUCGUCACGGAAUGAGGAACUUCCUGCUCUAAUUUAUGAGUCCCGGCCUAGUGAGCAAAGGAGCAGAAGAGGUUCUGGGGUUGGGCUUUUGCUGGCUGGGGUUUCUGAUAUUGAACUUCAAACCAUUUCAGGUAAUACUAAUGUUACCAUUGGUGAUGAUGAGAAUAUUGAUGUAAGGAGCCCACAUUCGGCUGUAAAUAUUCAAAAUGAAUGCGAGGAAAUCACAGAGGAGACUUCUCCAUUGAUGACCAGCGGUAAUUCUUUGACAGAAGGGCACGAUGAGAGCACAGAAGUAAGAGAGUUGGAGAGGCAAAGUGAAGAAGAGGAGGAGGGGGAGAGAGAGAGGGGGAUUAGGCUUGGAUUAGGGGACUUCAUCUUCUAUAGUGUUCUGCUUGGAAGGGCUGCAAUGUUUGAUCUGUUGACAGUGUAUGCUUGUUACCUUGCUAUCAUAUCUGGGUUGGGGUGCACACUGAUUUUGCUUGCUGUGUGCCGCCAUGCUUUGCCUGCGCUUCCCAUUUCAAUUGCUCUUGGGGUUAUGUUUUACUUUUUGACAAGGCUCUUGUUGGAGCCAUUUGUCGUUGGCGCGUCAACCAAUCUGAUCAUGUUCUGACUAUUGGUGCUGCUGCACAGAAGCUAUUUAGGUGCUCAUAACAAUGAGAGUCUACUGUUUUGGUUUGAGGAAUCGGUUUAUGCUUUAGGUGAUGAAGAGGUGUUAUACUCUGUUGCAAACUUUUUGUGUAUUGACAGAAACUCUGGAAACUUAUUCUUGAACAGAUUCUUCUUCUGCUCUAGCACUGGUAUGCAUGGUUUUCAUCUUGUACUUAACAUUCUACUACUGAAUGAGGAGCCAGCCUGACUAGAUUUUGGUGAGUUUUUGUGGCGAUAACAAAUACCCCCUAAAUUACCAUUUUGGUCAACCGAUUACCACUAGCCCAGAACUUAUGAUAGAGUAACCUUUAAAUCUUUAAUGGGGUGUCUUGGAAUCGAAUCAGAGACUUUCUAAUCAUGUGUUCAUACUUUAUACCAGUCGAAAUACCCUUCUUGCUUGGUGAUCAUUAUUGCUUGCAGUGGCGGAACCAGAACGAUUUUUAAGGGGUGGCUGAAAAGUAUGUCAAAAUCAAGAGGAUCUAAAACAUCUACUAUUUUUACUACUCCCUCCGUAUCACAUUAUCAGUCGCAUUUGCUAUUGCACGCAAUUUAAAAUGAUUAUUAUACAUUUUAUAAAAAAUAAGAAGUUUAUGAUACCGUAGCACUACUGUAACUGCUUUUAUGGUGAGUUUCUUAAAGAAAAUUAAAUACGGAGUAAUUAAUUUGAUGUGUCCCAAAAAAAGUGAGACAGAUAAAUUGAUACGGAAGGAGUAUGAUUUUUAGAGUAAAAAUGACAAAGUGGACUACAAAGAUCUCUAGUUGUGUACUCUCUUGUACUUGAUUUCUAAUGAACGGAUCAAAGGCAAUAAUAGAUUUUC